Molecule: messenger RNA, 3566 nt
Organism: Boleophthalmus pectinirostris (great blue-spotted mudskipper)
Lineage: Eukaryota; Metazoa; Chordata; Actinopteri; Gobiiformes; Gobiidae
Product: beta-1,3-galactosyltransferase 1-like
Exons: 2
Coding region: 345-1331 (328 amino acids)
Cellular component (GO): membrane
Molecular function (GO): N-acetyl-beta-D-glucosaminide beta-(1,3)-galactosyltransferase activity
Source: RefSeq, a predicted model, not a curated record
UCUUUUUAACAGAAUUGUCUUGUGGACAGAUUUUCCUUGACAAACACUAUAACAUGGCUUUAAGUGUAAAUUUUAUGUAAUAUAGGACCAUAAUAUAGAACCAUAAUAUGGACCAUUCUGGAGCACAAACUGUCGCCCACUGGAGCUGAAUGUUUCACACAUUGAACCUGGAGAUGUGUCCGAAAUCUGAUGACUUGUGACUUUUUCUGCACAAAUAAUUGGAUAAAUGGAGCAGCGAAUGUCAUCAGGAGGAGUUUGAUGUCCAAAGAGCCCCGCUUUUCUGCAGCCCUCUGUCGCUGACAAUUCAUGUUUGGGCGCCUCUCCACUGUCUCAAAUGAAGCAUAAUGCCUUCCAAAGUAUCAUGCUUGUACCUGCUGACAGUGGUGUGCUGGGCCAGUGUACUGUGGUACUUCAGUAUCUCUCGGCCUACAUCCUCCUAUGAAGUACACAUGUCCAUACCCAUACGCAAGACUGUCAAAACUCCCAAAAACUUCACUGUCACCAAUAUCCGCUCACACCCUCUCAACCCGCACUCCUUUGAGUUUGUCAUCAAUGAGCCCAAGAAGUGUGAGAGCGUGAGCCCCUUCCUGGUCAUCCUCAUCAGCACUGCCCAUAAAGCGUUUGAUGCGCGUCGGGCCAUCAGGGAGACCUGGGGCAAUGAGAGCAUCUAUGGAGACAUCCACAUCCUCACCAUCUUCCUCCUGGGCCAGAACACUGACAAUGUGCUCAACCAGAUGGUGGAGCAGGAGAGCCAGAUCUUCCAUGACAUAGUGGUGGAGAACUUCAUCGACUCAUACCACAACCUGACUCUGAAGACCAUCAUGGGCAUGCGGUGGGUGACCACCUUCUGCCCAAAGGCCCAGUAUGUGAUGAAAACAGACAGUGACAUCUUUGUGAAUAUGGACAAUCUCAUCCACAAACUGCUCAAGCCCAACACUAAGCCCCGCAGGAGGUACUUCACAGGCCAUGUGAUACACGGGGUUCCCUUCCGGGACGUGCACAGUAAGUGGUACAUGCCCUGGGACCUGUACCCACACCAUCGGUACCCAGACUUCUGCUCGGGCACUGGGUAUGUAUUCUCUGCAGAUAUGGCUGAGCUCAUCUAUAAGACCUCCCUCCACAUCAGACUGCUGCACCUGGAGGACGUGUACGUGGGCCUGUGUCUGCGCAAACUCAAUAUCCGUCCGCUUCAUAACAAUGCCUUCAGACCCAUGAAGAUGGCCUACAGCCUGUGUGAAUUCCUCAAUGUCAUCACCGCGCACCAGAUCUCCCCAAAGGAGAUGCACCAUAUCUGGAACGACAUGUCCAACAAGACGCACCUGCACUGCUAAGACUGGUGCCCCUUUGCUUUUUGUUUAGUCACUGAACACUGUACAGAGGGCUGCUUCUGUGUCUCCAGGACACAGGUGUUGUCCAUGUUCAUUCUCUGUUAAAUGUGAUGCUUUAUGAUUGUUAAAACACGUGAGGGUAUGCAAACCACAUGGUGUUGUCAUGCCAAUCCUGCCUUCUGAUUUGUGUUGCCUUUUGAAGUGCCCUUGAGCCAGACACCAAACCCACAGCUCUGCAGUUGCUGAUUCCAUCAACUUCCCGUGUGUAUAAACAAUAAAGAGUACUCUAUGUAUACAUGAACGUUUGAUUUACAUUGUCAAGAACACAGUAUGAGGCUAUUGAUGUAGGAAUUUUAAGUUCACCCCAGCAAGAUUUUAUGGAGUGCUUUACACUAGCUCUAUUUAGUUCACAAACAACUAGCCAAAAGCACGAAAUAAGUAGUGUCUCAUCUGGACAGCCUAUGACCUGUGCAUCUGAUGAAAGCUCUUCUUUAAGAAUGAUACUUUUAGCUCGUGCAGUAUAACUUGUAAUAUCAAGGCCAGCAAGAGACAACAGAGAGAUAGUAAUGGCUGACUUGGAUCAAUGGAUAAAUUAUUAAUUGUAAGAUUAUGUACCCCACAAAUAGAGACACACCAGUAUCAUGUGUCUGGUUCAAUCCAGAAAAAUAAAAUCUGUUGAAUGUCUGUUCAAUUUCAUCAGUUUCGACAUGUAAAACAAUUAAGUUAUUUAUUUUAGGGAUAUUCACUGUCCUUUGUUGAAAGCAUCACAUCAUGUUAGUAAUUUAUGUUAAUACAGUUCCACUGCAGAGUAAAACAAUAGCACAUGAGAAUCAUUUCGAUGAUCUCUUCACUUUUUUAUAUAGAAUGUCUCUGUGCUGAUCAUUUGGUAUCAGAUAUUUUUACCAAUCAAAAUACCACAACUUCUCUAUCAUUGUUACCUGGUCCCGAAGGGCUGACCAGGUUUUGUAUUCACCCUGUGUGUCUGUCCACCCGUGAUAAUUCCACCAUUUAUAGACUGAUUGUCACCAAAUUUGGUACGUAGGUCAAGCCCCUGUGCCCGAUGCCGCAAAAAAAAGUUUAGUAACAAUCUGAGGUCAUUUGAGGUCACUCGGGUCAACUGAAAAGUCACGUCAUUAUAAAGGAUAUGAAUUUCAGCAAUUUCAACAAUUUCUGAACCAUCUGCGGGCUAAAAUAUUUUUAAAAAAUUAAAUAUUCAGGUUGCUAUCUCUGAUUGCGCUUGUUACUUUCUUGCAUUCAACCUCCUGCCAUCAGUGAGAAAAAGCUUCAGUUUGAUGACAGGAGCUGCAUCAUGAAUAUGCCUGUGUUUUUACAUAUCAUUAAAUGCCUUUUUUCUGUUUGCACUGGGAAACGUUUUAUUUUUGUCUCCUUACUGCAGCUGCAGUAAGGUUUAGGACAUCAUGUCUCACUAUGUCUGUCCAUAAUAUUAAAUAUACCUGGAUGUAUCCUCUCUUGUUUCUGGCAUAAGCGCUACUGACUGCAUGGUGGACAUUUGAGUUAUUCACAAAUGUGGCAGUAUUUAUUCUUUUGUUACAUGGAUUUUGUAGUUUUGUAGCUUGGUUUACAUUAUUUGAACGGUGUCAGUGCUGUGAUAAUACAUUUCUAACAUGGAUUUCAGGAGGCUUUUUUCAUACAUUGUCACUAGCUACUUUCUUAGGCACAGAAAAAUUAACAAGGCACCACUAACAUUUUUAAUACUGUCCACGGCAGCAAAUUGGGUGGCAACCCUUAUUCCGACAUACCGUCACUCCGACAGACCCCCACUCCGACAUACCGCCAUUCCGACACUUUUGGAUGCCGCCAUUCAGACACUUUGAUGCCGCCAUUCUGAUACCGAUGAACCAUGACUAAACCAGGACUAAUCUUGGACUUGAGAGAGAGAGAGAGAGAGAGAGAGAGAGAAAGAAAACCGUGAGCCCGUACAGCAGGGUAUCCGCUAUGUCAAGCCAAACUGUUCACAUUUAUGCCUGUUUUUAAUGCAUUAAAACCUUAUUUGAUGUGAAUUAUAAGCUUAUUUGAUGCAUCUAAUUGUUAUUGGGCGUGCUCUGUGCCAUUAGAGCGCGCAACCAAAGGGAAAAAAAAAUGUCGGAAUGCAGGGACGUUUCAUAAAAAAUGGAAAUGCCACUACUCCGACAAUAACACGUCAAUGUCGGAGUGAUGGUAUGUCAGAAUGGCAAUGUGUAACCCAAAAAAUUAUACACAGUAGCUUCCGGGUCUCAA